Cercocebus atys (sooty mangabey) is the source of this 5091-nucleotide messenger RNA. RefSeq names its product ArfGAP with coiled-coil, ankyrin repeat and PH domains 3 (gene ACAP3). The record is from RefSeq and is a predicted model, not a curated record. The coding region runs from base 1553 to 3934 and encodes 793 amino acids. The transcript has 24 exons. Gene Ontology annotation, molecular function: GTPase activator activity; protein binding. Lineage: Eukaryota; Metazoa; Chordata; Mammalia; Primates; Cercopithecidae. Gene Ontology annotation, cellular component: cytoplasm.
CGCGCCCCGGCGGAGGGCGUGCGCGUGGGCAGCCGUGGGCACCUCGGGACCGUCCGCCCCCGCUUUGUGUCUGCACCUCCACCGGGCUGAGCCCCUCCCGGGCCCUGCGGUCCAGCUUUGGCCAGGGUCGUCUGGGUCUGUGGGGGCGUCGGCCCCUGGUCUCUGCCUCGAUCCUGUGUCCAGAGCAGUGCGUGGGGGACAGGCAACUGGAGCCGCGUUUAAGGCCUGGGGCAGGGUGCUUGGGAGCGUGAAGUGGUUUGAAUGACCCGCUGGCUUAGAGGGUGGCGGCCGAGAAGAGCGGCGGGGAAGGUCAGGUAGGGGAUAGGGGUUGUGUGCACCCCGAGUCUGCGUGUUUUCCGUCAUUCCUGGCGUGCAGGCGUGCACACCUGCGUGAACCACAUGUUCACAGACGUGUGCACAAGUGUGCAUCGGCCUCGCAUGGUGGACAUUUGGCAAACGACAAUGGAGGCAAAGAAACCAGAGUGCGCACCUGCGUGAGGUCCCCUCCUCUUCCAGUGCUUGUGCGGGGCACCCUUGUGAAAUCUGCCCCUCUGUGCGCCUUCCUCGGGGCACCAGGCCUUGCACAGGACGUGUGGAUGAGCUGUGCCACGGGGCUGUGCUUGCUUCUGCAUGUAGCCUGCCGAUGAGUGCGUGCAAGCAUGUGCACACGCCACCUCUCUGUGCCGGUUCACGUACUGUGUUAGCCAUGUCACCAACAGACAGAUCAGCUUGUACACGCUUGUUCCUCCAUUGGGUACACAUGUUGAUGUCUGCCUCUGCAGUCCUUGGACACACAUGUAUGUGUGGUGCUAGUGUGUGCAGGUAUGUUCAUGCAUGAACAUGUUUGCACAUGUGUGCUUGGUCGUGUGUGUGUGUGUGUGCGCGCGCGUGCUGGGUCUCUUGGGAUCUGCUGGCAAGUCAGCCUGUGUAGGGGGGCAUGGGGAGCUUCAGCAUCCUUAGAGCUCUCACCAGAAGGCCUCAGGAGACUUGGAGUGGGAGGCUCAGGGCCAGCCAGGAGAGUGGCCCCCCGGCCCUGGGCAGAGGAACUGGGGCCAUCCUCUGCUCUCCCAUCUUCCGUUGCUGACCUGGGAAAAGGGGUUGAAUAACUUAGGCACUCUACAAUCCUGCGUUGGGGACCCGGGCUGUGGGGAGGCGUGGGCAUGGCCUCCCUGCUGGGGGCUGGGCCCUGGCUGAAGCCCCUACUUUCUCCCUGGCCCCUCCCUCAGAAACCUAAUGGACCUCCUCCAUGCAGACCGCCCUGUGCUGCCCUCGCCCAGUCGGGAGGGGGUGCUGGAACCCACUCACCUCUGAGCCUUCCCUUGUAACCGGGUCUCACGGGAGCCGGUUACAGGAGCCAGUUAUGGGGGCUGUGGGGCCGCAGUAGGUGCCGUAGGGCGGCCGUCCGGCCGUUUGCCGCGGGGGCUGCCCUGGGAAAGUGCCUCACCCCCGUGGGGCAUGGACUGGAGUGGAGAGGGCAACCAUUGACGAGGUGGAGACGGACGUGGUGGAGAUUGAGGCCAAACUGGACAAGCUGGUGAAGUUGUGCAGUGGCAUGGUGGAAGCUGGUAAGGCCUACGUCAGCACCAGCAGGCUGUUCGUGAGCGGCGUCCGUGACCUGUCCCAGCAAUGCCAGGGCGACACCGUCAUCUCGGAAUGCCUGCAGAGGUUCGCUGACAGCCUACAGGAGGUGGUGAACUACCACAUGAUCCUGUUUGACCAGGCCCAGAGGUCCGUGCGGCAGCAGCUCCACAACUUUGUCAAAGAGGAUGUGCGGAAGUUCAAGGAGACAAAGAAGCAGUUUGACAAGGUGCGGGAGGACCUGGAGCUGUCCCUGGUGAGGAACGCCCAGGCCCCGAGGCACCGACCCCACGAGGUGGAGGAAGCCACCGGGGCCCUCACCCUCACCAGGAAGUGCUUCCGCCACCUGGCACUGGACUACGUGCUCCAGAUCAAUGUCCUGCAGGCCAAGAAGAAGUUUGAGAUCCUGGACUCUAUGCUGUCCUUCAUGCAUGCCCAGUCCAGCUUCUUCCAGCAGGGCUACAGCCUCCUGCACCAGCUCGACCCCUACAUGAAAAAGCUCGCGGCCGAGCUGGACCAGCUGGUGAUCGACUCUGCGGUGGAAAAGCGUGAGAUGGAGCGAAAGCACGCAGCCAUCCAGCAGCGGACGCUGCUGCAGGACUUCUCCUACGAUGAGUCGAAAGUGGAGUUUGAUGUGGAUGCACCCAGUGGGGUGGUGAUGGAGGGUUACCUCUUCAAGAGGGCCAGCAACGCUUUCAAGACGUGGAACCGGCGCUGGUUCUCCAUUCAGAACAGCCAGCUAGUCUACCAGAAGAAGCUCAAGGACGCCCUCACCGUGGUGGUGGAUGACCUCCGCCUGUGCUCUGUGAAGCCAUGUGAGGACAUCGAGCGGAGGUUCUGCUUCGAGGUGGUGUCACCCACCAAGAGCUGCAUGCUGCAGGCCGACUCCGAGAAGCUGCGGCAGGCCUGGGUCCAGGCUGUGCAGGCCAGCAUCGCCUCCGCCUACCGCGAGAGCCCUGACAGCUGCUAUAGCGAGAGGCUGGAGCGCACAGCAUCCCCGUCCACGAGCAGCAUCGACUCUGCCACCGACCCUCGGGAGCGUGGCGUGAAGGGUGAGAGUGUGCUGCAGCGUGUGCAGAGCGUGGCCGGCAACAGCCAGUGCGGCGAUUGUGGCCAGUCGGACCCCCGCUGGGCCAGCAUCAACCUGGGCGUGCUGCUCUGCAUCGAGUGCUCUGGCAUCCACAGGAGCCUGGGUGUCCACUGCUCCAAAGUCCGGUCCCUGACGCUGGACUCGUGGGAGCCAGAGCUGCUAAAGCUGAUGUGUGAGCUUGGAAACAGAGCCGUGAAUCAGAUCUAUGAGGCCCAGUGUGAGGGUCCAGGCAGCAGGAAACCCACAGCCAGCAGCCCCCGGCAGGACAAGGAGGCCUGGAUCAAGGACAAAUAUGUGGAAAAGAAAUUUCUGCGGAAGGCACCCAUGGCACCAGCCCUGGAGGCCCCAAGACGCUGGAGGGCACAGAAGUGCCCACGGCCCCACAGCUCUCCCCGCGUCCCCACUGCCCGCCGCAAGGUCCGGCUUGAGCCCGUCCUGCCGUGUGUGGCUGCUCUGUCUUCAGUGGGCACCCUGGAUCGUAAGUUCCGCCGAGACUCCCUCUUCUGCCCCGACGAGCUGGACUCACUCUUUUCCUACUUCGACGCAGGGGCCGCGGGGGCUGGCCCUCGCAGUCUGAGUAGCGACAGUGGCCUUGGGGGCAGCUCGGAUGGCAGCUCGGACGUUCUGGCUUUCGGCUCAGGCUCUGUGGUGGACAGCGUCACUGAGGAGGAGGGUGCGGAGUCCGAGGAGUCCAGCGGUGAGGCAGACGGGGACACUGAGGCCGAGGCCUGGGGCCUGGCAGACGUGCGUGAGCUGCACCCGGGGCUCCUGGCGCACCGCGCGGCGCGUGCCCGCGACCUUCCUGCGCUGGCGGCGGCGCUGGCCCACGGGGCCGAGGUCAACUGGGCGGACGCGGAGGAUGAGGGCAAGACGCCGCUGGUGCAGGCCGUGCUAGGGGGCUCCUUGAUCGUCUGUGAGUUCCUGCUGCAAAACGGAGCGGACGUGAACCAAAGAGACAGCCGGGGCCGGGCACCCCUGCACCACGCCACGCUGCUGGGCCGCACCGGCCAGGUUUGCCUGUUCCUGAAGCGGGGCGCGGACCAGCACGCCCUGGACCAAGAGCAGCGGGACCCGUUGGCCAUCGCAGUGCAGGCGGCCAACGCUGACAUCGUGACGCUGCUCCGUCUGGCGCGCAUGGCGGAAGAGAUGCGCGAGGCCGAGGCUGCCCCGGGUCCCCCGGGUGCCCUGGCGGGCAGCAGCCCCACGGAGCUCCAGUUCCGCAGGUGCAUCCAGGAGUUCAUCAGCCUCCACCUGGAGGAGAGCUAGGGCCGGGCAGGCCGGGCAGCUGCUGCCCCGCCCGGCCCGACGCCCCGCAUGCCCCGAAAUCCCCGGCGCCGCACCCGGCCGCGGCCCUGCCUGUGACCCGGGUCAAUGCCUGGCAGCCCCAGUGCCGGGGCGCCCCGGCCCCGCUCGCCCAGGAGGAGAGCGAGGGCCCCACACUAAGUCUCUUGAAGCCUCACAUUUCCCUGGGGGGUGCUGCGUCAUCGGGUGCCCCUCACCCCACCCGGGGAACUUCUAUCUUCAGGUCACCCCUUUUAAGGGUCCUGGGUUGCUCAUGUCACAAGCCACUCUCAAGGCCCGUGUCACUCUGUCCUCAGGGCCUGUGUCACUUCGUGCCCCACUUCUGCCCAGAACACUGACCUAGCUGGGUCCCUCCUGCACACCCCAGACCCCCUCCCAGGGCAGAAAGGGUGGCCCAUCCAGGGAACCAACGAGUACCUCACUUAGUGACCCCAGCAUCCAGGCUGGUGUCGCGGGUGCUGGGCGGGAGGGGCUCUGGCCUGGGUCCUCAGCCCUGGCUGGACGCGGGCGUCCCAAGGCCACGUGGCUGGCCAUGAAGGUUCCCGUGCCAGACAGCCCCGGCCGCGUCCCAGCCUCCUCUGGAGGCACCUUCUCCCGGUACUCGGCCCAGAGCCUGUGCAUAAAGCCACUUUGCCACUUUGCAGCCCGCAUCUCACGUUCUUUGUAGCAGACCGAGGGGGUUUGCUACAGGCCUCGUCUGACUUUGUCUUGCGUCUUUUCUCUGUGGACUCUUGAGGACGCCUGAGCCCCAGCCCUGCCCCUGGCCAGCUUCACCCUUGGGUCCAGGGGUCCCUCGGUUCAUGUUGCAGGGCCUGCCAAUGCCUUCACGAACCCCUUCCCCGAAGGCGCCCUGCAGAGAGGCGGGGCCUCCCCAGCUCGGCCCCAGGUCAGGCUAAGGCCAGUCACUAUGCAAUGCUGCCCCCGGGAGGCUCCAUGAGGGCACAGUGGGCGCUGGACCCGGCCCCUCAACACUCUUGCCUGCUGCCUGUGACCCUGAAGAACAGAAUUGAUUCUUGCUCCUCUCCCUGUGUGAGCUUGGCCCCACGACCUGCCUCAGGCCCCUGCUGCCGGGUCUUACCCCCACCCCUCGCUUUGAAUAAACCGCUUGCGCCCACUGCCUG